AUGGACAAGGAUUCACCUGCUAGCCAUGUCGAGAACAUUGGUGCAGAAGAACUGGGCGAGGAGAUCCAUGUCUCCAAGUCCAGAGUGAAUGUCACCGGAACAGUGCAGCUCACCGUGGGGAAGAUUGUCUACAUUCCUACUCCGACUGGUGACCCUCGAGAUCCUUUGAAUCUAAGCAGGUGGCAGAAAGCCAUGAUCUUGAUUUCAAUUUCUCUGUUCUCGACUAUCGGUCUAUCGCUCGUCUCCGGUUUCGGUGGCCUCUUGGGCUUCUACAUUCCUCAAUAUGCCGCUGCUGGGAAAACCUAUGCGGACAUUACGUCUCUCAUGACUUAUCCGACUUUGACCAUGGGCAUUGGUAACCUCAUUGGAAUGCCUUUGGCCAUUGCGGUCGGUCGGCGAGUAGUACUGCUGGUGGCGACGACGAUCAUGGUCGUUGGAGCCAUCUUGUGUGCUUUUGCCGACAACUUCGAAGCCCAUUUGGGAUACCGCAUGCUCAUUGGCCUUGCUGCCGGUCAAAGUGAGGCACUUGUUCCUAUGAUUACUCAGGAAAUCUUCUUCCUUCACGAGCGCGGCACAUUCCUCAUGCUACAGCAAAGCAUCCAAACUAUUGCCACUGCCGUCUUUACCCUUUUUGCCAGCCCUAUCGCAAAUGCUAUUACACCUCAGUGGUGGUAUGGCCUUGGGGCUUGUAUCUCAGGUGUUUCGUUGAUAAUCAGUCUCGUAUUUGUCGUCGAGACAAAGUACGAUCGUCCCAAAUCAUCCUUCCAAGAAACAGAAUCCAGUGAAGACCUGGACAAGACGUUUGAUGAUCAAGGCGGCAAGAGGGAGCUUACAGUAGCAACUGAGCGACCUCCUCUUGACUUUGUGACUUACCAGGCACGUACCUGGCGCUCUGACUUGCGCCUGUGGAUUGGUCGACCCGAAUGGCGCAAGGGCUUGGAUACAUUCAUCCAAUCCUUCCAAUUGCUGCUUUUCCCCAAUGUCCUCUGGGCCAUGGCCUUGAACGGCCUCACCCUGGGUGUGAACAUCGCUAUCGGCACCACAUACGGCAACAUCGUCACCUCCCUGUACAACUGGCCUCAGAAGUCUGCUAGCUAUGUCAACUGUGGACAGAUCGUCACCUCACUCGUCGCUCUCCCUGUCUUCGGGUUCGGCUCUGACAAGCUCAUCAAAUGGUUCGCCAAUCGACGAAACGGUAUCCACGAGCCCGAGACUCGUCUCCUACCUCUUAUCUUUCCCAUCAUCGUCGGCACUUUCACCGCCGUGCUUUAUGGAAUGGGAGCGACCCACCCAUCGCAGUACCAUUGGUUUGUGUACGUCUGGGCCGUGGCCGCCUACUACUUUGCCUUUGUCGGCGCCAACAUCGUGGCCAUCACAUAUCUGCUGGACAGUUAUCCUCAGCGUGCUAGUUCCCUGUUGAUCAUCAUCUGCGCAUUCCGGGGUAUUAUCUCCUUUGGGGUCAGCUACGGUAUUCAGCCUUUUAUUGAUCAAAAGGGCUACGAUGGCGCAUUUGGCACUUUCGGGGCUCUGACCGGAGUUUUUGGCCUGCUCGGCAUUCCCAUCUUUGUCUGGGGACGACAAAUCCGUCGUAUCACUGGGAAAUAUGCUGUAGAUAAGGAGUGA
Penicillium oxalicum is the source of this 1623-nucleotide messenger RNA. RefSeq lists its product as uncharacterized. Gene Ontology annotation, molecular function: transmembrane transporter activity. Gene Ontology annotation, cellular component: membrane. Lineage: Eukaryota; Fungi; Ascomycota; Eurotiomycetes; Eurotiales; Aspergillaceae. The transcript has 6 exons. The record is from RefSeq and is a predicted model, not a curated record. Gene Ontology annotation, biological process: transmembrane transport. The coding region runs from base 1 to 1623 and encodes 540 amino acids.